AUUGGCGACUUGGCUUCCUUGGCGCAGCAAGGGGCAUACUAAACUUCACUUUUACCGAAAUUACAUAUUCAAAAACUCGAGUAGAAAUUGUUGCUUCAGUAGUGCAUGGAAGUAAAUGUACCCAAAAGAAUGUUAUAGCAAAAACUGAAGUUUGUGUUCCAACCGAAAGAUUUUAUACUACAAUGCUUCAGAAUGAAAUGAUAUGUUUUAUCUAAUACUUUGUUCACUGAAUCAACUGUAUCGAAAAAGCCUUGUCUUCCACAAGUUUGCUCUUUUAAGUGUAGAUAAGAAGCAGUAUUGAUCAAGAUGAAUGGUAACCAAAUAGCAGUGAUGAAAUGGCCUGUGUUUGUCAGAGGAAGGCAGAAUCAACUGUGCAGUAUGCAUACCCAGUGAAGUACAUUCUUAUUCCCAUCAGAAUAUUCUGAAUCAUCAUCCAAGAUGGAGCGUUUUGCAGGAGAUUUACAAUACAGAUCAAUACCGUUAAUCAGCAGUAAAGAUAUUGUACAGUUCAGCUUCAUCGUCCAAAAAUCGAUUUCAUAUUUAGACUUGAAAUUAUGCCGUCACAGUAGACUUGCUCGUGUUGCUGGCAUAUACCAACGCGUGUGGAGCUCACCACUUCAUUUUAUAAGCACAGAAGAAAAAUGUAGAAAAAUUCUUACUCCAAGCAGAAGUAUCCUCUAUACUCUGCAUCUUGACUUGCCUAAAGGAAGAGAAUUGCCGCUAAAUGAAGGAGGACAUUUAAGACAACAAAGAAAUACCACGUUCGGCGUUGCCAAGACCCUCCCUCAUAUAGGCGAAAUAUACAUUUAUAGGGAAUAUUAUUAUGUGGUAAUAUCUGAUUAUAUCCUCUAUGCCUCUUAUUCUCUUGACCAAGAAACUCAACUUAACCACUGGUUAAGUCACUUUAACGUCAUAAAAGAAUCUGAAUUUCAUCAACUACACAUUCGUAUAGUAAGUUCUUUCCUAAAGCACGUAUAUACGAACAAUUUGGAUUUUUCAGUGUGCAAGGAAUUUUAUCAACAAUUCAAGUUUAAAAUGUGUUUAUCCAGAUAUGAAAGUCUUAAAUAUCUGGAAUAUUUUCUUUACAAUGCGUGCUACAGUGGAAGGAGUUUCGAAGAAGAUCGCCCUCCUGCAGAGGCUCUCUCUCAUGAACAGGAUCUUAUAGAUUAUUGUUUUAAUGGCACCUUUGUAAAUGUUGUUUCUCUUUUGAAGUGCAUAGAUUCUCCAAGACUCUCUGCAUAUAAUGUAUAUGUUGCCCAUCUUCUGAAAGUGAUGCACUUCGACGAAGACGCCUUGCAGAGAGCAGGAACCUGGAUGAGCGAAGAAAGAAGGUGUUUGAUGCUUCAACUGCUUAUAAUAGCUCUGAAGAUCUCCAAGGGUGGUUGUGUCAUAACUUUGUGUGCUGUUUUUCACUUAUUGUGGAAUGCUGUGGGUGCUCCUUUCCUAUCAUCUCUUGAAAUAAAUCGGUUUUUCAGUGAAAUACUUAAUCAGAACGAAAGAUAUGUUAUACAGUGGUUUUACACUAAAGUUAUGGGAGAAAUCCAUGAACGUGUUGAGCCGCGAUCUCUCAAACACAUAUGUAGAACGGUCGUACGCAAACGAUUGUAUAUAGGGAAACAGUGGAUUCCAGAUGCAAUUGUGCAAUUGAAUCUUCCUGUAGAGUUGGAAAGUUAUGUAAAUCUUGGUCUGGAGUUUGUAAGUAGUGAAUAAUAACUUUGUGUGCUGUUUUCACUUAUUGUGGAGUUCUGUGGCUGCUCCUUAUUUAUCAUCUCUAGAAAUAAAUUUGUUUUUCAGUCAACAAUUUGAACUAGACGAAACAUUUGUUUUACAAUCCUUUUAUCAUAAAGUUGUUGGAGAAUUCCAUGGACUUGUUGCACCGUGAUCAUUUAAACAGUUACGUAGAACGACCGUACAAAAGUAUAUCGGAAAACAGUGGAUUUCAAAUGGAAUUUUGCAAUUGGAUAUUCCUUUAGAGUUGAAGAAUUAUUUAAAUCUCGGCCUGGAGUCGAAUGUAAUUUAUCAUAAUUUUGUGUGCUGUUUUCACAAUUAUUGUGGAGUUCUGUGGCUGCUCCUUAUUUAUCAUCUCUAGAAAUAAAUUUGUUUCACAGUGAACUCUUUGAACCGGACGAAAUAUUAGUUAUACUGUGGUUUUACCAUAAAGUUGUCGGAGAAUUCCAUGGACUUGUUGAGCCGCGAUUUCUCAAACACUUAUGUAGAUCGGCCGUACACAAGCAAUUGUAUAUAGGAAAACAGUGAUUCUAGAUGGAAUUUUGAACUUGGAUAUUCCUUCAGAGUUGAAGAAUUAUUUAACUCUUGGUCUGGAAUUUGAAUGUAAUAUAUCAUAAUUUUGUGUGCUAUUUUCACUUAUUGUGGAGGGCUAAGGCUGCUCCUUGUUUCAUCUCUAGAAAUAAAUUCGUUUUACAGUGAACAAUUUGAACUGGGCGAAAUAUUUGUUUUACAGUCGUUUUAUCAUUAAGGUGUUGGAGAAUUCCAUGGACUUGUUGAACCGCGAUCUCUCAAACAGUUACAUAGAACGGCCAUACACAAGCAUAUCGGAAAACAUUGGAUUCCAAAUGGAAUUUUGCAAUUGGAUAUUCCUUCAGAGUUGAAGAAUUAUUUAAAUCUCCGUCUGGAGUUCGAAUGUAAUGUAUCAUAAUUUUGCGUGCUGUUUUCACAUAUUGUGGAGUUCUGUGGCUGCUCCUCAUUUAUCAUCUCUUGAAAUAAAUUUGUUUUCCAGUGAACUAUUUGAACCAUACGAAAUAUUUGUAAUACUAUGGUUUUACUAUAAAGUUAGAGAAUUCUAUGAACUUGUUGAGCUACGAUCUCCCAAACAGUUAUGUAGAACGGCUGUACACAAGUAAUUCUAUAUCGGAAAACAGGGUAUUCCACUUGGAAUUUUGUAACUAGGUAUUCCUUGAUAUUUGGAUUUUUUUAAUGUCGUUCUGGAGUUUCAAUGAAAUAUAUUAUAACAAAAAUAUAAAUUAUUAAGAAAACUAAUGACGUUAUUCCCCCAAAUUUUGUUUUCUUCUCUAUAAAGAAUUUGAAAAUUAACACUUUGCUUUUUAGACGUGAAAUAUAAUAUGUACUGGAUUAAUUGAAAAUGAUUUGGAGUGUAAUAGAAAUAUAUAAUAUUGCAUAUUAAUACAUAUACUAAAUUGCAGUAAUUUAUUAAUAUAUUCCUUUCUUUGCAAGUGUUUUUUGUAAUUAAGGGAGAACGUUUGUUCAACAUUUCAUGAGCAUUCAUAUAUAGAGGAUGAUCUUAUAAAUUUUAUUUUUAGCAUUUAUGUUAAUAGAUAAGUGUUGUUGUUUUUACUUUAAAAUUCAUUGGACUCAUUCAUCUAUUACAAAGGGAUAUAUGCAUGUAAUCUGUUGUUCUGUGCUUUUUUAAAAAUCUAUAAAAGAAAUUUAUAAAGCAUAUUAUGAUGUAUUUUAAAUUAAUUGAUAGAUACUUCUAUGUUUAAUAGUGGAAGAUUUAUUAAUGUGUUAUUGGAGCUAAUUAAUUUUCUGUUACAUAAGAAAAAUUUCACACUGUUUACUUUUCCUCCGAAUUUACAAGACAGAAAUCAGAAAUCUGCAUAAUCCGAGAUUAAAAAGUCUAAUGAGUGUAAGCUUUUUACGAAUUAUUUCAUGGGUAUUGUAUUUGUUGAUUUAUGGUAAAUUUCUGGAAUUAAUGGCUGCAAAUUAAUAUAAAUGAAAUUUAUUCAUGUUUCAUUACGAUUCUCUUUUUAUUCUGAUGUUACAAAAAUAAUUAUUAUUUCUUCUUUAUUUCUGCCAUUUGCCAAAUUUUUAUAUUAAGAAAUUUCAUUUUUCUUUCUUCUA
This is a messenger RNA of Argiope bruennichi, 3819 nucleotides long. RefSeq lists its product as uncharacterized. The transcript is spliced from 5 exons. NCBI's taxonomy places the organism in Eukaryota, Metazoa, Arthropoda, Arachnida, Araneae, Araneidae. The record is from RefSeq and is a predicted model, not a curated record. Bases 439 to 1710 code for a protein of 423 amino acids.